CGGCGCUAUGGCUGAUGAGAAGAAAGCACAGCAAGCAUCCAAGAAGGGCGCGAAGAAAAUCAUCAAGAAGGCGCCAGCGAAGGGCGGCAGAAAGAGGAAGCGGACCAGGAAAGAAAGUUACUCCAUCUACAUCUACAAAGUGAUGAAGCAGGUUCACCCCGACACCGGCAUCUCCUCCAAGGCCAUGAGCAUCAUGAACUCGUUCGUUAACGAUAUUUUCGAGCGUAUCGCGGGGGAGGCUUCCCGCCUGGCCCAUUACAACAAGCGCAGCACCAUCAGCUCCCGGGAGAUCCAGACCGCCGUGCGGCUGCUGCUGCCCGGGGAACUGGCCAAGCACGCCGUGUCGGAGGGCACGAAGGCGGUGACCAAGUACACCAGCUCCAAGUGAAGGACCCCAUUGCUCUGAGACAUAUACAUCCACAACCCAAAGGCUCUUAUAAGAGCCACCCACAACUUCCCUGACGUAGCUGAACCGUUUCUUUAAGGGUUGUUUGUUUUAGUUUGCAUGUGAUUCUUGAUAAGGCAUUUUAACUUACUGUGCUACGUAUUUUUGUGUUUAAUAAGUGCUUUGCAAGUUAUUCGGGAGUGUUGGAGAGAGAGCAGAUCAGGCGCCAGUGAGUCAUUUUCCAUCUUGCUUGUUCACUCCUGGCAAACAAAUGCCCACGUCUCCGUCCCACGAUUAAUGCGUUUUACCUUCUGAUUUACUUUACAUUUCCAAUGCGCGGGUGAGAUCCGUUUUUUCGCAAUGCAAAAUAAAGCUGCUUGUUGUGGGUGAGAGACUUUCAAAGCGAACCGAGAGAACACCAACACACGUACCGGACCGAAAC
Molecule: messenger RNA, 827 nt
Organism: Hemiscyllium ocellatum (epaulette shark)
Lineage: Eukaryota; Metazoa; Chordata; Chondrichthyes; Orectolobiformes; Hemiscylliidae
Product: histone H2B type 1-O-like
Exons: 1
Coding region: 8-388 (126 amino acids)
Cellular component (GO): nucleosome
Molecular function (GO): DNA binding; protein heterodimerization activity; structural constituent of chromatin
Source: RefSeq, a predicted model, not a curated record